Molecule: messenger RNA, 684 nt
Organism: Suillus discolor
Lineage: Eukaryota; Fungi; Basidiomycota; Agaricomycetes; Boletales; Suillaceae
Exons: 5
Coding region: 1-684 (227 amino acids)
Source: RefSeq, a predicted model, not a curated record
AUGACGUACUACGCAGUGAAUGCGACAAAUGUGGCCUUGACUGCCAUGUUGGGCGUCAUCAUGAUUGCUCGGUUGCAUGCCAUGUAUCAAGGGUCUAGAGCAAUGCUUAUGUUCCUUGUUAUUAUCUUCCUGGCUGUAAACAUUGCCUGCAGAGCAAUGGCGGCAAUAGCACUCAAUGAUGCUGUAGCAGAGGAGAUGAUACUCUCUGGUAUAUAUAUGUGCAGCUAUGAAUAUGGAGGGGACGAGCAGCUUCUGUUUUCGAUCAUUUGGAUACUCAACACUAUUUGGGAGGUCCUCACAUUGUGUCUUUCAGUUUGGAUUGCUGUGAAACACUUCCGUGAGCUGCGACAACUCAGCCCAUCAACAGGAUCGACCAUCGGGGACUGUGUCAGAGUGCUGGUACAAUCUCACGUUCUUUAUUUUGCAAGCUUUGUUGGCGUCUCUUGCCUCCAGCUUGCUUAUCUCUCUCCAGAAAUCUCAAAUUUGAAUUCUAUUGGAGCUCAGAUACUCCUUGGUACUCUUCAAAUUUUAUUGGUCGUGCAGAUGUUUGUGCUGAGACCACGCCUCAUCCUUAGCGUUCGAGAAUACCACGCCAAACUUGUGGUAUCCUCCGACACAGAAACUAGCAUGAAUUCGAUUGUUUUCCAGGAGCAUGUACAUGUAUCAACUAGCAGUACUGUGUAG